GCCACGGGCCCAGAGAGGGGUGAGCAUAGAGAGGAGGAGUCAGGCACUCCUUGAUGCUUAAAUCGCUUUCUCUGAAUUUCCCUCGGCUGGCUAGGUAUGGGGCUUUGCUCCCCCUUCCUUCUGUGGUGCUACUGUCUCUUGCUGAUGCUGCCCGAGACAACCGGGCACGACAGAAGAGAAAAGCAGCGGGAGGGCGGGGAGCAGCAGAGUUCGCAGUCUUUCUGGGCAGAUUUCUCGGAUCUGAAGAAGCACCUGAAGAUCAUGACUGCCCUCUCAAGACGGUACUGGGCUUACUUCUCCUGCAGAGUGUGGCCCCAGGACUGCAAGGAGAAAGAGAAGGCGACCUCCGAGGCACUGGGUUGGAGCCUGCCCCUGUUAGGCCAGCAAUACUUGGAGAUCCUUUCUACCUGGUACUGUCGCUUUCAGGACUGCUGUGCAAGUGGAGACUGUAGAAUCACCAACAAUGUAACAGGCUUGGAGUCAGACCUGAGCACCCGGCUGCACGGCCAACACCUGGCCCGGCACGUAGUCCCGAAAGCCGUGCGGAACUUCCUGGCCUCGCCCCAACCAGAGAAGGCCCUUGCCCUGUCAUUCCACGGCUGGUCUGGCACGGGCAAGAACUUUGUGGCCCGAAUGCUGGCGGACAACCUGUAUCGAGACGGGCUGGAGAGCGAGUGCGUCAAGGUGUUCAUCUCCCUGUUCCACUUCCCGCAUCCCAGAUAUGUGGAUUUGUACCAGAAGCAGCUGAAGCAACACAUCGUGGAAACGGUGGGGCGAUGCCGGCAAGCACUGUUCGUCUUUGAUGAGGCUGAGAAGCUCCACCCAAGUCUUCUGGACACCCUCAGCCGCUACCUGCACCACCACCACAGUACAAAGGAACAGGACUGCCGGAAAGCCAUCUUCCUCUUCCUCAGUAAUCUUGGGGGCAACACCAUCAACGAGCUGGUGCUGAGUUUUCUGCAGACGGGCCAACCGCGAGAGGAGAUCACCCUGGAGAGUCUGGAGCAGGCCCUCCGGGCCGAGCUGCUGGCGUCCGCAGACAGCGGCUUUGGCCGCAGCAGCCUCGUGAAGGACAACCUGAUCGACUUCUUCGUCCCCUUUCUGCCGCUGGAGUUCCGCCACGUGAGGUUGUGCGCGCGCGACGCCUUCCAGGGCCGGGGCCUCCAGUACGGCGAGGAAGCCCUGGAUGAGAUUGCCCGGAUGAUGGUUUAUGUCCCCAAAGAACAGAAACUCUUCUCUGCCCAGGGCUGCAAGUCCAUAGCCCAGAGAAUCAACUACUUCUUGCCCUGAUGACCCACCCGCGGGGGCUGGCCUGGACCAGCCCGACCCUCCACCAACGUGCCUUACGGAAAGGUCCCGGGGAGAAGAGAAAUCACCCAGUGAUGCUGGCCUGGCUCUUGGGACUUUCUGGGUUGGGAAAGAAGGGGCCAAGCCGGGCCUUAACCGCCUCUGUCCCGCCCACCAUUGGUUCCUGAGUAGUCCAGGGCCACCCCACGACCUUCUCUCCACAGGGCCUUCUCUCUCCCUGCUGUUUCGGGUUUUAGGAACCAACUACCCUGGGGUGGGCGAGGGAGCGAAGACCCAAAGGUGGGGCCUGUUCUGGAAAAAGAAAAGAAAAAGAGGAUGUUAGAAAGGAGGGAACCGAGAGGAAAGGACAUCUGGUUGAGCGGAAGUGGCGGGUGCCUGCUCCCGGGCAGUCUGGGGUUUGAGUUCACUGACUUUGGAUUCCAGGGGCUGAUGGGUGGCGCUGACCCCCAGCUUGGACUGAAAACGGUUCUGUUGCUCAGAAAUAUUUAGCUUUUCCAAGAAAAAUUUUGGUAUUUUUUUUUUAAGGGAAAUGUGGGGAAAGAUCGUUUCUGAACGUAAAUAUUAAAGUGUGUAUUUUUGUAA
Tachyglossus aculeatus (Australian echidna) is the source of this 1890-nucleotide messenger RNA. It is a transcript of the gene TOR3A, whose product is annotated as torsin family 3 member A. The record is from RefSeq and is a predicted model, not a curated record. Lineage: Eukaryota; Metazoa; Chordata; Mammalia; Monotremata; Tachyglossidae. Gene Ontology annotation, molecular function: ATP hydrolysis activity; ATP binding. The transcript is spliced from 6 exons. Gene Ontology annotation, cellular component: endoplasmic reticulum lumen; nuclear envelope. Bases 97 to 1290 code for a protein of 397 amino acids.